Molecule: messenger RNA, 1206 nt
Organism: Oppia nitens
Lineage: Eukaryota; Metazoa; Arthropoda; Arachnida; Sarcoptiformes; Oppiidae
Product: elongation of very long chain fatty acids protein AAEL008004-like
Exons: 3
Coding region: 81-1139 (352 amino acids)
Biological process (GO): fatty acid elongation, monounsaturated fatty acid; sphingolipid biosynthetic process; fatty acid elongation, saturated fatty acid
Cellular component (GO): endoplasmic reticulum membrane
Molecular function (GO): fatty acid elongase activity
Source: RefSeq, a predicted model, not a curated record
GUGUGACUCAUCCUAACUAACAAACCAAACAAAAAAUACAUUUUACACAAUAAUUAUAAUUAUAAUAUUAUUUGAAAACAAUGGCUCAGUUGAUUUUGGACGGUAUGAUACACAUAUACAACACAACGUUUGAUCAUGGAGAUCCGCGAGUGCAGAACUGGCCACUAAUGCAGUCACCGAUGCCUACAAUCGGCAUAUGUCUGUCUUAUGUUUAUUUGGUAAAAUACUUGGGUCCGUCAUUCAUGAAGGACAGGAAGCCCUAUAACAUACGUUUUCUAAUGGUUUUCUACAAUUCAUUGAUGGUUGUCAUUAGUUUGUUUAUGUUUAUCAAACUGGGUAUCUAUGGCUGGUUUGGCAAAUAUAAUUUGAAAUGCCAACCGGUUGACUAUUCAAAUUCAGUGGAAGCAGUAGGUAUGGCCCACUUGAGCUGGUGGUACUAUAUAUCCAAGUUCUUGGAAUUUUUCGACACCAUAUUCUUUGUGUUGCGCAAAAAGUUUACGCACGUGUCGACACUGCACGUCAUACACCACGGCGUUAUGCCGAUGAGCGUCUGGUGGGGCGUCAAGUUUACACCCGGCGGUCACAGUACCUUCUUUGCCUUUGUUAAUAGUUUCGUACACAUUAUUAUGUAUAUCUAUUAUGCAUUGUCUGCCGUCGGACCACAUAUGCACCGAUAUCUCUGGUGGAAGAAAUACAUGACUACUAUUCAAAUGGUCCAAUUUGUCUUUAUAUUUGUUCAUUCGUUUCAAUUGUUGUUUCGUGAUUGCAAUUAUCCGCGUGGCUUCAUGUGGUGGAUCGGCUUUCAUGCCGUAAUGUUUUGGUUCCUGUUCUGGGACUUCUACAAGAGUACUUAUUCGGGUGUUUUAUUGCGUAAGUCGAAGUCGUCGUCGACUACCAAUUCUGCCGGUGCCACCACCACCGCCGCCGCCACCACUACUACCACCACAAGGUCAUCGUCAUCAUUGUCAUCGGUGUUGUCGUCAUUGCCCUCCAUGUGCUCUCUCGAAUACGAACAACUGUCUAACGGAUACCAAACAAAUGGAACCGUUAGUCCUGAUGCUAACAGUAAGACAACCAACAAUCACUCAAACGGUGUCCACAAAGCGCAUAAAAAUGGUAUCAAAUUUAAAGAUCUCUGAUAUUUUAUUUUUGUUUAAUAUAUUGAUAUAUAUGCCUCUCAUAAAAAUAUUACAAUAAUAUUAUUAU